AAACAUUCGAAGCAGAACAUCACUCACAUGGACUGAAGUUCAUAUAUCUACCACAAGCCAUUGAAUCUUAAUCCAGUAUUUUCAAGAUGAGUGAGUGUUCAUGUGAGGUACAUUCAACUCGAGGAUGCUAUACAUGUGGAAAACAUUGUGUUGGCAUUUUAUUGGAUGCAUGCUCAUGGUGUCAUUCAAACUAUAGUCACUUUUUCUGCAUGAAGCAAAUAAACAAGAACAGAAAGUUUGUGGAUUACUUAUGCAAAUAUUGUGCAGAAUGGGUAGAUGCAUCUUCUAUGAUACCAAGGAAAUCUGGUCGGAUUAUAAAACUGAAUAACAAGUACUUUAAUGAAGAUAUGAUUGUAGGCAUGUCUUUUGAUUGGAUGAGUCCACG
This is a messenger RNA of Cuscuta europaea, 385 nucleotides long. The record is from the annotation of a GenBank genome assembly. NCBI's taxonomy places the organism in Eukaryota, Viridiplantae, Streptophyta, Magnoliopsida, Solanales, Convolvulaceae.